Poecile atricapillus (Black-capped chickadee) is the source of this 4555-nucleotide messenger RNA. It is a transcript of the gene TXNRD2, whose product is annotated as thioredoxin reductase 2. Gene Ontology annotation, cellular component: mitochondrion; cytosol. The coding region runs from base 83 to 1618 and encodes 511 amino acids. Gene Ontology annotation, molecular function: thioredoxin-disulfide reductase (NADPH) activity; glutathione-disulfide reductase (NADPH) activity; flavin adenine dinucleotide binding. The transcript has 17 exons. Gene Ontology annotation, biological process: glutathione metabolic process; cellular response to oxidative stress; cell redox homeostasis. NCBI's taxonomy places the organism in Eukaryota, Metazoa, Chordata, Aves, Passeriformes, Paridae. The record is from RefSeq and is a predicted model, not a curated record.
AGGGGUCCCGCCGCCCUCCGUUCAGGCGCUGCGCGGCCACCCCGCAGGGUCCUGGCGGGCGCGGGGCCCUGUGCCGUACAGCAUGGCGGCGCUGUGGCGGCGGGCGCGUCCCCCGGCAGUAUCGGGGCUGUGCCGUACGGUCCGAGCGCUCUCAGGAAAGAAUGAGUAUGAUCUUCUGGUCAUUGGCGGAGGGUCUGGAGGCCUUGCUUGUGCAAAAGAAGCUGCUCAGUUUGGAAGAAAAGUGGCUGUUAUGGAUUAUGUUGAACCUUCCCCACAAGGAACCACAUGGGGACUUGGUGGAACUUGUGUGAAUGUUGGCUGCAUUCCUAAAAAGCUUAUGCAUCAAGCAGCCCUUUUAGGGAGUGCCCUUAAAGAUGCCCAACACUAUGGCUGGAAUAUAUCCCAACCUGUUCAUCAUACCUGGUCUGUGAUGGCACAAGGUGUUCAGAAUCAUGUGAAAUCCUUAAACUGGGGACACAGAGUACAACUACAAGAAAAGAAGGUGAAAUAUUUCAACAUAAAAGGAAGCUUUUCUGAUCCACAUACAGUCCGUGGUUUAACAAAAGCAGGUAAAGAGACUGUUGUUACUGCAGAUAAUAUUGUUAUUGCUACUGGAGGAAGACCAAAAUACCCUCUGCAGGUUGCAGGUGCACUGGAGUAUGGAAUCACAAGUGAUGAUCUGUUCUGGUUAAAGGAAUCUCCUGGGAAAACGUUGGUUGUUGGAGCCAGCUAUGUUUCCCUUGAGUGUGCUGGUUUUCUAACUGGCAUUGGAUUGGACACUACAGUCAUGAUGAGAAGUGUCCCACUUCGUGGGUUUGAUCAGCAAAUGGCUUCUUUAGUAACUGAGCACAUGGAAUCUUACGGAACAAAAUUUUUAAAGAGAUGUUUCCCAACUAAAGUUGAAAAAUUGAAGAGCAACAGAUUGCAAGUCACUUGGAAAAAUGCUGACCUGGACACAGAAGAAACCGAUUCUUUCAACACUGUUAUGUGGGCAGUAGGCCGAGCCCCUGACACCAAAACUCUCAAUUUGGAGACAGUUGGAGUGAAAACUAAUUCUGAAACUGGAAAGAUUAUUGUUGAUGCCAGUGAAGCUACUUCUGUUCCUCACAUUUAUGCAGUUGGAGACAUAACAGAGGGCCGUCCUGAAUUAACACCCACAGCAAUAGCUGCAGGAAAACUGCUGGCUCAGCGACUUUUCGGCCAGUCUUCAGAGCUGAUGGACUAUGACAGUGUGCCUACCACAGUCUUCACUCCCUUGGAGUACGGUUGUGUUGGCCUGUCAGAAGAAGCAGCUGUGCAACGUCACGGAUCAGAUAAUAUUGAGGUAUACCAUGCAUAUUACAAACCUUUAGAGUUUACAGUGGCUGAAAGAGAUGCAACUCAAUGCUAUAUGAAAAUGGUGUGCUUACGAGAGAGGGAGCAACGAAUACUUGGCCUUCAUUUCAUUGGACCAAAUGCAGGCGAAGUUAUUCAAGGAUUUGCUCUUGGAAUCAAAUGUGGUGCUACGUAUCCUCAGAUGAUGAAGACGGUUGGCAUUCACCCCACCUGUGCUGAAGAAGUUACCAAGUUGCACAUUACAAAGCGUUCUGGCCUGGAUGCAACAGUCACAGGCUGCUGAGGUUAAAUACCAUCCCUGGAAAGAAGGAAAAAAAGCACAAAACAUAUUUGUAAAGAAAAGGGGCACUUGAAGUUGAAACAGCUUUAAUGGUUCAGGUUACAGGAAUCUUUCUUGUUCUCCUUGUAGAGAGCUUUUUCUCACAGCCAGAAGUUUUCUUUACACCAUUACAGUUCUAAAACCAAUGUAGUCCUGCUGCAACAAAUCUCUCUUUCUAAGUGCCUAGAGCUCUUCUGUUGCAGGGAGCUAGGGAAUGAUCACAGUAUUUUAUAUGUAAAUAUAACUAAAGCCUGUGACAUCUGAAACCAUCUACAAAUGAAGCAGUUGUCAUUUGGGUUUCCCUGCUGGCAUGACUGACUGCCAGCAGAAGAGUCUCAGAUGCUGGGAAUCUGACAGGGCAUCCCUUAGAAGUUUGGCGGGAUGCUUUGCCCUGCAUGCUUGGAUUGCUCAUUACUGAUCCUAAUAUUGUACACUGAGACUCUGCAUUCACUAGUGGAAACAAAUUCCUGGAGUGGGCAACAAAGGGUAAGCAGUUAUCUUUGGGUUUUUUCCUUUAAAUGUAAUAUGUAAAGGAAUUUAAUAGAAAAUCACCUGAAGCUGUACUGCUUCUGGAAAAAUCAUAAUGGAUUAAUCAGUAGCAGCCUGGUCACAGUGUUAUGGUGAGGACUGAGAAUGAAUGAUCUCAGAGGUGCUAAAGGAUGAGUUGGAUUUUAUGGUGGCGCCUCUGCCUACUCCUGAAAUUUUUAAUUCAGCUCAGUCCAAACUAAAUUGAUACAUCUCACAAAUUACUGCUUGAACAGAGUAUAUUAAGCUGACAAGUUGAGUAAAACCUCUAAUAAUCCACCUUACGCCGCAUUUUCUGUUUUAUAGAAUGCAGAAAUAUGGCUGACACUGAAAUAUUUUCUUGGUUUGUUUUUAAGACUUUCUUACUGAGGAGCUGGAGACUAUAUCUGAACUGACUUAUGUCUGGCUUUAAUAAGACACGUUACUGAAGGGAACUGCAUUAAACAGUGAUCCAGAAAAGAAAUUAUCCUGCCCUAAGCAAAGAUAUAAAAUAAUCAUCUGCAAGCUUUUCUUUCUUUUUUUUUUUUUUCCCUCAUCUACUGGCCCGAGUAAGAAAGCACUACCCUGUUGCAAAUUCCUGCAGAUUUUCGUGCUCUCCAGAAGGGGGAGGUGCUGGCUCAUCUGUGGCUGGAGAGGAAAAAAUCUGAGUGAAGCUUCUUGUGCAGAACCUUGUUAAGAGGUAGCUUGACAAAGGCAAACACAAACCAAACUGCGCUGAAUUUCAGUCCCAGUCACAGCUGCAAUAUUUUGAUGAGCACAGUCACAGUUUCUUGCACCCUUUACAGCAGAAUAGAGCACAUUGGAAGAGACCAGCUUCAGGUGAAACAAAAUAUAUCCUUUUAGCAGUUAAUUGAUAUCAGUGUUUUAUGUGUGGAAUUUGUUAUUUUCAGUCCAAAUUUGUUUCAGUUUUGAAGAAUAGUCCCAUAAUCAUGUAUAUAUCUGCUGUUUUAAUUUGAUUGGUAUUUCACUGCUGCAGCAACACAGACAAAUGGUUGGCUUAUAUCAAGUGUGAAAUAGGAUUUAACAGCAUUUAUCACACUCUAAUUGAUAUGAGAAUAUUAAGUUUUCAUUUUUUAUUUUUUUUUUAACUUUAACAACAAAAGAAAUCCUUAAUGUUUUGUCUACAAAUUUGCCUGAUUUUUUUUUUUUUUUGGUCCAUGAUUCUGGUCCAUGAAAUAGGAAGAACCGAUACAGUUGGACUACAAGUGGCAUUCCCUUUCAGAUCUGCUGAUGCUAUUUUUCAUCUGGGAAGUCAUCCAUAAGUUUGUAGUUGACAAGAAAUAUUUGGAUUGGAAGUGUUGUUGAAACAAUGCCUGAAUUUUGCAGCUGCCUUUAAAAGAAAUGAUGAAGACUUUAUAUAAGUAGGUGCAUACCUGAACAUUCAGAAGUUUCUGUUUCCUUUAAUAAAGGGCCUUAUGAGUAUGAUGCAGCCGAAAUCCUUGCUAGACUUUCCUCAGCUGUUUACAAAAAAAAGAGUUCAGGGUAAAUUAGGGUUUCUUAAAAUGUUUUACUUAAUAUUUCAAAAUAUGGAGAUACAGCCUAAUAGAGAUUUUGCUGUGAGAAACAGGUCACUUCUGACAAAACUCUACCAUUUAUGCAUGUGAGAUUUUCUUUCUAGUGAUUACCUAUUAUACUUCCUUUUAUUUCCCAAAAAUGAAAGCAUUGGUGUUUAACAAUGUAAAAUCUGCUUCUCAUCUCUGCCCUAGCAGUGCAUCCAGCAGAAGGAAUUGUCUGUCCCUGCAGACAAAUCAAUGGAAAGAUGAGUUAAUUUCAUUCAUCACAAAGUUCAAAUUAGUUAUUUGGGACAGCAUAUAGAGAGAUCUCAAGGAAAUGUGUUCUCAGUGUAUAUACUGUGAAACAAAGGCAUGUUACGGUUUUCAGAAGAAGCAGAACUGUCUUGGUUUUAGAAUUGCUGAGUGGCCAGCAUGAAAUCAUUCCUGUCUCUUCAACAGCAGCCUGGUUCUGUUCCUCAUUUAGUGGAAAAUGCUGUUGCCCCUUGAAGUAAAACUAAACAUACAAUCCCACCUACAUAAUAAUGUCAGAAUCAACAGCAAGACAGAAUAAUGACAAAUAUUGUGAUUGUGCUUAUUUUCCUGAAGGAUUCACCCAGGGAUGGUGCUUAAGAAUUGCUUUUAAGAGCCUGACUAAUGUAAAUUGAAACAAUUGAUGUACAUUGCAACUUACUGAUUGCAUGUGAAAAUGUACAAAAAAAAAAUGUAGUCAGGCUUCUUAGGAUGCCAGCUGAUGAGGAUUUGUUUGUCAAACCACACCAUGGUGCAAACAAGUCUGAGCUUUGCUGGGUCCCUCAUAUGUGUGAUCCAAUAUUUAUUGUGUUGUGAAUUACUUAAUGAAUAAAGAAUAUUUUUUUCUAGUAAA